CAUUACUGCCAUCUCACUCUGUACAGGCAGGACGGGACGAGGUCACAGAGAGUUCAUUGAAGGAUGGUAGAGCGCAGGGGCUUUAUUAACAAGUGGCGCAACAGUGAGAGUCUGCUGUUGUUGAUCUUGUCAAGUUUCCUGAAGCUCUUCAGGGAGGGAAGAGGCUAAGGAGAUAAUGGCUUUCGUGGGUUUGGAAUUAGGAAAUUGAUUCAGCUAAUUCAAAUCAAGCAUUUAUGGCGUCUGUCUUGGACACUGGAGAAUACUGCCAAAGCCAACACAAAUAAAGUAUCAGCCUCAAAGAAAGACUUGUUGGGGGAAUACUAGUACUACUUGUCCUUGCCUCUUUCGCUCGCUCACAGCGAAAUCAAACUCCGAGUACUGCAUUCACCUGUCAAGCAGACCAAGGCUCUUUGCAUGAGAGAGCUAUCAGCUGGACUAGUUGUUCGUUGGAUCUCAUCCCCACGGUCUCUGGAACUUUUUUAGCCCCCGACAUCAGGGGUGUGAACUACACGUGCAAUUCCUACGCCUAUGUGGUGCGUUCACGUUUCUUCGGCGUGUGCUUGCCGACACUGCCGCGGACAGACCCACGAAUGGGGUAAGAUUCAGGUCGAGAGCAAACUGCACUGGCAGGUGCCUCCAAGGUGUGUGAGAGUCAGAAGACCUGCACGGUAAUCGCCGCGGGACCUCUUGUUUUUUCUGCGGUAGCCUUAAGUUCAUUUUUUGUACGAAAAAAUCCUCUUCAUAAUUUUGUCUCAGAGUUGUCUCCCCUUCUUUCCAUCUCACCAACCAGCUUCAUUUCCUAUCAGUAGUCCGGUAUAAUCGUCGAACGGAUCACUGCCCACUGCCCCCUUCCAACAAACCAAUCACCUGGACUAGUAAGAAUAGAACCCAUUUUGAGGUAGUUCAGAAAUCAAGACUGGAGUUGGACUGACAGAGCUAAGACAAAGCGGAAGAGAUUCUUUCUCCACCUGAGAAAGGGCAUCUUACAUUUGUUUCUAUUGUCGUCCAUCCAUGAAGAACCACAACAUGAGUUCUAUCCGGAGCGUACGUCCUGCUCCUGUAGAGAUUGUACACAAGCACAUGAGAUUCCUCAUCAUCCAUAACCCAGAUAAGAAUGGCGUGGAGCAUUUCAUCCAGGAGCUAAAACAGCGUCAGAUCAAGGAAGUGGUUAGAGUGUGUGAGCCUACAUACGACGCAGCUGUCCUAAAGCAAGAAGACAUCGAGGUCAUGGACAUGCCCUUUGAUGACGGAGGCGUCCCAUCGUCCGAGAUCAUUGAUCAGUGGCUGGCCCUCCUGAAGAUGCGCUUCAAGGAAACGCCCAAGAGCUGCGUGGCCGUGCACUGCGUGGCUGGACUAGGCCGCGCUCCCCUUAUGGUUGCACUGGCGCUGAUGGAAGCUGGCAUGACAUACGAGGACGCUGUAGAGUUCGUACGAGAGAAGCGUCGCGGUGCCAUCAAUGCCAAACAGCUCCACUUCCUGGAGCGCUACAAGCCCCGUCUCCGCAUGAAAGCCAAGAAUGGUAGCAAGGGGGAAAGCUGCUGCCUGAUGUAAACAGACCCUUCCAUCUCCACUUCAUCCUCCUCCUCAUUUAGUCCUUCAUCCAUCCUUCAUCCAAUCCUCCACUGGACAACUUGCUGUACUAAUGAUAUUCUGUUAAUAACCAUAUAUUUGUAGUUGUAGGUCACAUGCAUGACGUUAUCAUUUUGGAAUUAGCAAUACACAUAGUAGUGGGUUUAGAAAUCGAAACACGUAUUGAAUUUUGCAUGAUUAGGUAAUGCACCAUUAUUCCCAUUACAAAGCAUUCUUUAAAUUAAAAUAAAGGCAUAUCGGGCAUUUAUGAAAUAUAUUAUUAAUUGAUUGUGUAUUGGUGUCUGCAGCAUAAUUAAUUUCUGGAUUUCUACCUUUAAGGAUAAAAGAAAGAUGAUAAUUUAUUUUCUAACCUCCAAGAGGUGUAAUAAAACUAUUUUUACUAGAGCCUAAAUUUUACUCCCAGGAAUGCAAUUCAUUUUAUUGUGCAGAACAUUAAAUUUCUGAUUAUUCUUUCUAAACAAAUUAUUGUCAUAAAUGGCAUGCAAGGCAUUGCAAGGAAUGAAUUCACUGAAAUUUUCUGUUCAAAAGGAACUGUUUUAAUGAUGUAAUGGUGCAUUACAAAGAAAACACCACAAAGUCGGAAUCAAUCAAGAAUAUUUUGAUGGAAAAGGUACUGUCAAUCGCAUCACAUCAGAAGUAUUCAAUCACGUCUUGGGUAUUGAAUCUAAAGGGAGCGUGUCAUACAAUACAUUUAAGAUCUUAUCUCAUCGGCAUUUCAAGUCUUAAGUAUCAAGAUGGUUAGAGCUUUAUUUUUAUUUUUGUUUAAUAUCUCAGACAUUGAUAUGGACUGUAGUAUUGAUUUCAAUUUCUUCAAAUAACAGCAUUAUGAAUUCAUAUUACAAAGGUUAGAUAUAACAAUAAUAAUUAUUUUUUUAAUGUUCGUGUGUUCUUUAAAAAUUAUUAGAGUGGUUCAGCUUCAUUGUAAUAAAACUGAAUAUGGUCUCGACACAAGAAAGACUAAAAAAAAUACCUUGAUCCAAAAUUGUUUGAUUAUUCAUGAAUUUAAAAAAAAAAUGUAAUUAUGAUUUUGCACAUGCUAACUUAUAUUUGACAAUAUUUCAUGUUAAUAUCUUUGAAGACAUGUUUGUGAAAAAACUGUACUCUGAAGCACAAAAUCAAGAUGACAAAAGUUUUCAUAUUUAGGCUGAAAUGGGUAAUAAUGAGAAGCAAAACCUUACUUUGAGUUAACCUUCAUUUUGACACCUUAUUGAGUACAUCACAACAAACAAGGCCACACCCACUUAUGAAGGCCACGCCCAUUAUUCAUUAGGAGGGCGUAACCUCUCUUCCCGCCCAUUCAAACUAAUGAACAAAUGCUACGGUCAGUUUUUCAUGUAAAGUCUAGUCGUAAAGGCCAUGUAGGGCCAUUUAAAAACAAGUUAUGGGCACUGUAAACAUCCUGUAUGGUCAUUAGUCUACACCAGAGCCACUUAAUCUGCCAAUUAAUUGUAAAGCUUUGUAGUUUCCAGGUAAUGGCAGUGCACUGCAAGGCCUUGUAAAGGGACAUAAACACCCCCACAGAGCCAGUUUAUAUAUGGCGAAAAUCAACGACGAUGGAAAAUGCCAUUAUAACCAACAACAACAACAACAUGGUAAAAAUGUGAACAUUUUGAAAUUCUUGUUAGUUCUAGCAGUAAGCAAUAUGUAGCGCCUGUAACUGCACCUAGAUGCUGUAAUUGCUACUGGAUACUGGCAGUGUUCAAUCCUGUAUUGAAAAGUGGCUUUACGUGGCAAUUUUGGCUAGGCUUUACGUGAAAGUUUGAUUGCGGUAAAAGUAAUGCCUUCCAUCAGUACACGAGACCAAGUCUUGCAUCUAUCUGCUUUGUGUUCCAAGGUAUCUAAUACACAUGGAAAAUAGAAAGCAUUGUUUCUUGUCUGCAAGCACACACUGUGUUACCCAACGCGGAAGCCACACAGAGACAUUGAAUUCUUCUAUUUUUGAAUUUCUACUCAGACAAAAAAAACAAAAUGUGUGUGUUUGUUUGGAUAUGUAUGUAAGUUAAUGAUAAAUUGAUAUGCAUUGUUGAUGAUUAUUUGGUUUGUUUGUGAGUUGUUGUGCAACGAUUGAGGGGUUUCUUUUUUCCCCCUCUCAUUUUCAUGUCUCAUUUGAAAUCUGUAAUUCUAAUGACUUUUUUGGUCACACAUGAACAAUAAUUGCAAUGCAUCGGAAUAGGCAGGACUUGGGAAGUCCAGCUAACAUGGCAUGAGUAAGGUUAAGGAGUGCAACAUUGAUGUUCUAAUGAGAAGAAAUUGUUUAGAUUGAACAAAGUAUCUCCAAUAAUGACAAGAUAUAUUGACAUUUCAUGUAUCUUAAGACACAUUUGUUCUGUUAACAGGCAGAAGGAGGCAGCAUUGAUAGGCUUUCCUACAGGUUUCAUUGUUGUGACCUUCUGUAGCUAAAGUGAAGGGAAAAAAUGAAGUGUGAGUGAAGGGGCAUCUUAAAAUCGAUAAUUUGGAGUGGCUUUGGUGCCGUGGGAUUCUGUUUUUAUUUCAUGGAAUUUUUGUCUUGCUGAGGUGAUGAUUCCAAUUUGUCAAUUGGGAGUGUGAAAUUUCAAUGUACACGGAUAAUUUGAUAGAAUCUAAAAAUUGUGCAUCUAUGAUACUAUUGUCAUUUGAUUAGCAGUAGUGAUUUUUGAAGCUUUAUACCUUGAUGACAUUAAUCAACGUUGUUUAAUAUCUUAUCUUUUCUUAUAUAAGCAUUGCAUUUUUGGGUUCCAGUAUCGUGGCUUUUAUUGAUAUUGAUUGAUGAUUUGAACAUUUUUUUGAUACCCAGCUCGGCGUGACUACAUAUUAUCUUGAAUGUACACUGAUUGUUUAAAGUUUGCAUGAAAUUCUGGUGGAAUGUUUAGGAAGAUAUUUGAAUGGUGAUAAAUGAAAGACAUUCAUUUUGUAAACAGGUAUUAUCUAAACAGUAUGCCAUGCAUGGCAUUGGAAAAUGUAUUCUGGAAUUGUAGAUGAAAAUAUUUUAAAAACAUUCUCCUUGGGAAUGUCUUAAUAAUGGACAUUUCAUGCAACAUUCUUCCUCCUCAUUAUCCUCACAUAGCAAAAUUCUAAGGGAGUAGGAGGGGGGGGGGGGGGCUAUUCUUAGGACAAGUAAUAUAUCUAUCAAACUUUCAAUAUCAAAUCCAACCCUCUGUCCACAACUCCACGUGCUAGUCAGUAGACAUCGGUCUUAACAAAAACUUUUUUUGGGGGAUGGGAUGUAUUUUGGGAGGAAAUGAAUUUGAGAAUUUGUGGGAGAUGGAGAAAAGAAACCCAUCAAAUUUGUUGGCUCACAUCAAACAUUCAAAUUGCACUUAAAGUAUCACCAUUCACAUAUUAUGUUUCCUCAGCCAUUUAAUACUGAAAGACUAAAUCCUGUGUUUUGGCUCCCCCUAUUUAACAGCAUAUCAUGUCCUUUGUGACUUAAAGGAAAUCAGAAAUUUUGAAGGAAUGAAAUUGAUGCCAUUUUCUGUAUUUUUAAUCCAAAGGCAGUAGAUCUUGUUCUACAAUGUUUUUCUAUUUCUCGUUUUAUGUGUGUAUUUUCAGAAUAGAUAUAUAUAUUGGAAAUGGACUUGUAUAACUGUAUUACAAGAAGAUAUGCUGCACUGUAGACUGAGAGCUCGCACCAUGAUGUACAGCACGGCAAAGUCAUAGGCACAUAGCAUGUUGAGAGAAAUAGUUGUGACACUUGGUGCUUGGUCAUACAUGAAGGUGAAACCAUGUAGCUCCCACUAGUUCCUCUCAUGUACAAUAUCUAUGUGCGGGAACUUCUAGAGCUGCUUGAAAUUAUAACUGGCCAAUUGAUCAGUAGCAACUUCUGGUGAUGCAACUAUCUCUCUCAACUAGCCAUGGGCGAAGCAUCAACAACAAAGAGAGACAAUGAAUUUACUUUAUACCUCACAGAUUGUUGGUGCGAAAUACAAAAAAAACGUAGUAUCAUAAACAUAAAGAAAGAAUGAAGUAUUUAUGUCUGUAUAUCUUGUGUAAAUGUGUGUGCGCAAAUAAUAUGUCUUGUAGUCGUAAUUUUGAUUAUUCUCUUUCACCUUUCUCACGUGGUGCAUUUGUCUUUAAUAAGGCUUCACUCUGGAGUCUUCAAGAAAAACGACCUAGAAGUGAUGAAUUAAAACACACCGCAAGCUUCUGUGAUUUCAGUAACGCCGGAUCACAACUGUCUAAAGAGUAGUCCCGUCUGUUUUCUGAUGAGCUAGUCAUUGACUUCAUAGAUAAUGCAAUUUUGUUAGAAAUUUUCCUUCAGAUCUUGAAAGACUAUUAAAGCGGGCUUUCAUUUCUAAGAUGUAAAGAGAUAUAUGCCUUAUCAUCAUCCUAGUUUUGUUGAUGGAGGGUAUAAAUGAUUAUCACAAGAAACUCCCCCCCCCCCUCCAAAAACAAAUAAAGCUAAACUGUGCCACAAGAAAAAGUUGAAUGGGUGCUGAAUAUGAUUAACCUACUGUGUGUGAUAACGUUAGUAAUUCCAGUGCCCUUCUGCUUCUGAAAUUGAGCAUCACUAUUAGUAUCGUCCUUCUAAGUUGUUCUUUAGAGUGAAGCCUGAGCCAUAAAGCUGUUGUUGCAUGUAGAAACAAUGCACGAACAAAGAAAUGAUUGAAAAGCAAUACAGAGACAAUGCUACACAUUCAUUGAAUAAACAGAACUAUGUUCAUCUGCUGUGAUUGGUCUUAUGCAGACUAGCAAGAUGUAAUGUACGAAAGGUGUCUAUCAAAAUGCGGCAUUCAAAUGUGUUUAAUAAUUAUAUUUAGAAAGGAAAGAAUGUAAAAUCAUUGAUGUAUUUAUUCUAGAAACUGUUUUUUCUUACAGCUUUCCCCUUGUGUAAUACGCUUGUUAAUCAGAAUGCAUAGAAAUGAUGAAAUGUUGCUUUGCCUUGAUAGGCAAUCCAGAUGCUUUAAAUGUUGAUGUUUCAAAUGAAAGUUUUUAGUUCAUUCACCAAAUGAAUGGUUUCUAUUAAUCUUAGGAUGAUAGUGAAGCAAGAUGCAUAGUGAUAACACUUCACGAGGGUACACAAAGCCUUGCUCACUGACCUAGGUCAACCAACUCUCACACCCAUGUCCAACUCUUGCACAAUUAUCAUGGACCAUCUUAACUCAAGUCUGCCAGAAGCUUUGAUUAGAAAACUAGUUGCUAAAAAACCACAAUGCCGUAGUUUCAUUUACAUUUACCAUGCUUUAAGUGGCUAGACAAGUAUGAAGACAUGUUAGAAUUUCUCACUAUAUAAUUUCUACAUUUCAUUUUUCACCACUAUACACACAUUUUGAUCAAAUCGUCGCCUCAUCUCCUCUAGAAAUUGUCAUUUUUAUUUUAUCAUCUUGUAUGUAUUUUCUUGUGAUACAGUAUUAUAACCAACGAAUUGUGCUCUGUUCUCUCUUUUUAAAACCAUUUUUUUGGGGGGGUAACCUUACAAGAUUUGAUUUGAUAUGUGCUGCACGUUAGGAGCAAGGUAUUAUGAAUGGUUUGCAUCUGGCCAACCAAGAGCCUCAAAAUGUCCAGAAGCCAGUUUGAAUUUAUUGAAGAAAAGAACUUCAUGGAAAUGAUCGAGUAUUCUUGGUGCAUCAGACCGGCUUCUGGAAGAAUGUAAAUGAAUGGUAACUGCCACAAACACAAACCCAAAUUUUUGACACUAUAAUUGACUCUAGAAAUGUGUCAUAUUUCCUUUCAUUUAAUAGCUUAAUUCUAACUUUCUCCAUGUUCUUCAUGGCAUACAUACAUUUUGGUUGCUAAUUACAAUACUCUGAUUGAUAUAGUGUUAUCAACACUUUCUGUUUCGAAUUCAUUGGUCUGCUUUUCUCAAUAUAUUCCUAGUCUGAUAAUAUAACAUGGCUACUGAACACAUCAUUUUGGAAUUGCAGAUUUUUCUUUGCCAAAAUGUGCAUUUUACUAUUAAACAGUUUGUUCUUGCGCUAUGUAUAACGUGUUUUCGUAGGUUUCUUUUAAAUUCUGCAUGUUUAUUGUCUGCACUGGAAUAGCAUGGUAAUUAUGGAACUGUUGGUUGUUUUGACCGAAGUAAGAAAUGCACUGGUAUAAGCAUCUCAUCUGUUGAAGCUCAACUUCAAAUUUGUGCUGUAUACUUUUUUUCUUCAGUCAAUUAACAAAAUUAUGCCUUUAGGAGAGAGAAGUAUUUUUUCCCACUUUCAUUAUGCCCAAUUCAUUGAUAAUUGGGCCCAGAUUGUAAAUGUUAAUUCAAUAAGUAUUUAUGAAUUUCAAUUCAGAUUUGUGAAUGUUGAUUAUAUAAUUUUUGGUAUCAUAUAAUGAUUUGUUUUUAUUUUUCAUUUUGUGGGGUGGAAUUUACUCACUUAUUUUUAUCUCUGGAAACAGUCUUAAUAAAGUGCACUCUGAAGGGUCAUGAAGUAAAACAAAUACUUAGUUGUGUGAUACCAUAUCUGACUGUUUCAACAAAGUGAUUUUUAUUAAUGUUAUGUGAGUAAUGAGGACAUCUGAGAGAAUAAAAACAGGAAAAAAAGAGAA
This is a messenger RNA of Strongylocentrotus purpuratus (purple sea urchin), 8046 nucleotides long. Its product is annotated as protein tyrosine phosphatase type IVA 1. The record is from RefSeq and is a predicted model, not a curated record. The coding region runs from base 1012 to 1551 and encodes 179 amino acids. NCBI's taxonomy places the organism in Eukaryota, Metazoa, Echinodermata, Echinoidea, Camarodonta, Strongylocentrotidae. The transcript has 5 exons. Gene Ontology annotation, cellular component: nucleus. Gene Ontology annotation, biological process: protein dephosphorylation. Gene Ontology annotation, molecular function: protein tyrosine/serine/threonine phosphatase activity.